UCCGGCGCUCCUGCGCACUCAUGAUUCUUGGGCUGUUGUGGCGGUUUUUUGAGCCUGGGGAAUCAUAGAGAGAAAUGACCACGGCCACUGUGACUGGAGUCUGCAGCUGGAUUUUGGGUGGCUUGCAGUCCAGGAUCUGGGCUCCCUUGGAAGCGGGUGGAUGGGUGAGGCAAAGGAAGUGGAGAGGGAAGCGGAGGACCUAUAUGAAGCACCCCGAGGGUGGCGAUGACCACCCAUCUGUCCCCGGGCCCGAGUGGAGUGAGGCCCUUUUGGAUAUAUGUCAGAGGAGGCAUUUCCUGGAUGGGACCCAGCUGCUCCGGAGGGACUCCCUCCGGAGCGGCUGCCACCCUGCCUUUGGUCCCCUUGGUGUGGGGCUCAGGAAGAACCUGGCCUCGGAGUGGUGGUCCUCGGUGGCGGCAUUUCGGGAGCAUAUCUUGCCGCUGGACGUCCCACACCAUGAGCCGGCUCCUACCGGGCUCAGACCCCAGAGACUCUGCUUAAUCCCCGCCGACGCUCUCCGGGGAGUCUUGCAAGACAAAGCAUUAAGUAAAGAACAGCUAGUUACCUUUAUUGAGAACAUGCUAAAAACUUCUGGGACACUGCGGGAGAACCUCCUUUACGGUGCUCUGAAGCACUAUGUUAAUUGCCUGGAUCUGGUAAACAAGAGGCUGCCUUAUGGUCUUGCUCAGAUUGGAGUAUGUUUUCAGGAUGUUCCUGAUAUUGGGCCCACAUGUGAUGGCAUCAAAAGAAUAGGUGAAAGGACCAUGUCUUCCCUGGUAUGGUUUACUGCUGCAAGAACAGCAGGCCAGUGGCUUGAUUUCUGGCUGCGACAUCGACUUUUGUGGUGGAGAAAGUUUGCAGUAAGUCCAUCCAACUUUAGCAGCAGUGACUGCCAAGAUGAAAAGGGACGGAAAGGAAGCAAGCUCUUCUACAGUUUUCCCUGGGGAAAGGAGCCAAUAGAAACACUCUGGAAUCUUGGAGACCAUGAACUUUUACAGUUGUAUCCUGGAAACAAAUCUAAAUUGCAUGGCCGAGACGGAAGAAAAAAUGUGGUUCCUCAAGUACUUUCUGUGAGUGGAGAUCUGGACCAAGGAGUGUUAGCAUAUCUCUAUGAUUCCCUUCAGCUAACAGAUAAAUCCUUUGUAGGAAAGAAAUAUCUUCAGAGAAAGGUACUUAAACUUCACCCUUGUUUAGCUCCAGUCAAGGUCGCUUUGGAUAUGGGAAGAGGUCCAACAAUGGAGUUGAGACAGAUUUGUCAAGGACUGUUUAGUGAAUUACUAGAAAGUGGCAUUUCUGUGUGGCCUGGGUAUUUGGAAACCAUGCAGUCUUCGAUGGAACAACUUUAUUUAAAGUAUGAUGAAAUGAGUAUACUCUUUACUCUUUUGAUAACUGAAACUACUUUGGAGAAUGGAUUAAUACAUCUGAGAAAUAGAGACACCACAAUGAAGGAGCUAAUGCACAUAUCUAAAGUAAAGGACUUUUUAAUCAUGUAUAUUACAGCUGCCAAAAAUGUAUAGAAAUUAGUAGUUUAAUAAAUAUUUUUGUCAUUUGAAUUGGAUAGCUCCUCAUAUUUUAAAUAUGUGUCCUGCUUUAUGAAAAAAUGUUUUAUCUGUUAUGAAAAUGCUUUAUUUAGUUCCUUUUUUGUUCCUUACCUCCAAUUUUGUGUGAU
Gracilinanus agilis (Agile Gracile Mouse Opossum) is the source of this 1669-nucleotide messenger RNA. RefSeq names its product DNA polymerase gamma 2, accessory subunit (gene POLG2). Lineage: Eukaryota; Metazoa; Chordata; Mammalia; Didelphimorphia; Didelphidae. The coding region runs from base 75 to 1517 and encodes 480 amino acids. Gene Ontology annotation, cellular component: mitochondrion; cytoplasm. The transcript is spliced from 8 exons. The record is from RefSeq and is a predicted model, not a curated record. Gene Ontology annotation, biological process: mitochondrial DNA replication.